Kazachstania africana CBS 2517 is the source of this 2193-nucleotide messenger RNA. It is a transcript of the gene OSW2, whose product is annotated as Osw2p. Gene Ontology annotation, cellular component: cytoplasm. Bases 1 to 2193 code for a protein of 730 amino acids. Lineage: Eukaryota; Fungi; Ascomycota; Saccharomycetes; Saccharomycetales; Saccharomycetaceae. The transcript is spliced from 2 exons. The record is from RefSeq and is a predicted model, not a curated record.
AUGAUAUCAUUUUUCGGAGAGACACCAUCAACACAAUUUAUAGGCUGGAGGUUGAGUCUUGGAAACGCAUUUAUCAUAUUAGCAAGCCAGUACGUCUCAAGCGAUGGUCUAGUGGCCUGGAAAUCAACGAAAUUGGGAGCCAAUUUUUAUACUCCCAACAUUUUCUCAAAGGAUGUAGUAGGGCUCAAUGAAGUUCUACUAGAAAACAAUAACUGUAAAUAUAAUAUUGACAUUGUCAUCGUUUCAGGAAUUUCGUUGGAUUCAUUCGAGAAAAAUUGCGAAUUAUUAUCUAAUUUUACCAAUAAAAAUACAAUAGUAAUGGUUAGCUCAGAUUUUGCAUGUGAAUUAGAAUCUAUUGCAUUGACAUACUUUGCAGGAAAAUGUAAAUGUGUACUGUCUCUUUUAUGUGAGGUGGAAUGUAGACAACUAUCAUUGGGUUCUUAUGCUCUGGUCAAUGAUGACCAUUGUUCAAUGACAUUAGGAAUAAGUUACAUAUCUGGUCAUUAUAGUGUAGCAACACCGAUGCUUCAAAAUGAAUUAGUGGCAAUACAAGAACUUCAAAAUAUCAGCAAGUCUAAAUUACUGAAAUUUAAUCAACUACUUGAGGUUGCAGAGUGGAUAAAAAUAAAAUUAGAAUCCGAUUCAAGUAAAAUGUCUCUAAAAAUUUGGGAGAGCAUCAUACCAAAAAUUUCGUUAAAUAUUCUCUCAAUAAUUUAUGAAGAGUUUGAUUACGAAACUUUAUUGAAAACUCCUUCGACUGAAGCAAUUUUCAAAAGUGUAGUAACCGAAUUACUUGACAUUUGUCAUCUACAAUGUGAAUCAAUGAUCGAACAAUUUGAAGAUGCUGACACAAUUUCUUUUGACCGCAUCAUAGAAUAUACAAAACAAAAAGACAAAGAACUAGUUAGUACCACUACCACCGAACAUCCGGAAUACUUAUCUCUUCCAUUCGAAGCAUAUUGUUUCUACCAUAGGUUUGAAUAUCCUGCACAUAUUUUACUAUAUCAACAAAUUGAACUGGCGAGAAAUUACAAUACCUCUUAUUCGAGCUUAAAUUUUCUCUUUGGGUUCUACUCGAGAUUACUUUCCUUGAGUGGUUUAUCCAUUACUGGGGGUAGAUUAGAACAAAAUGUAACGAUGUUCAAUAAUAGACUAUCAAUCAAUAUAGGAAAAAAUGAGCUUGAGAAAGAUGAGAAGAAGCCUAAGAAAGUAAAAAAAGAUAAGGGCAAUAAAUCGAGUAAAAAACGUCACAAUAAAGAAAAAAAGAAAGAAAGAAAACCCAAGGAGGAGACUUUGAAACCGAAACUGGAUGGGACAUUUAAUCUUUCCAGUGCCACUGAUCCAAACAUCACAGCAGAGUUGGAGACAUUAUAUUUAGGAAUUGAAAGUUUUACAGACUUCCAUUUUGAUUCACCUUCAAAUAUGCCAAUUAAUCAAAUCGAUGGAGAAAACUUGUUAGAGACCGAUGAAGAAGAAAGUUCCGAGUUUAGUGAGACAGAUGAUAGUACUACUGAAACUGAUAGUGGCUCAGAAAAUCGAAAUAUUCCGGGUGAACAUUCUGAAAAAAGUGUAUAUUUCGAAGAUGAUGAACUUUUCAAAGAAUUUAAUUACAGUAAUUUUCAAGGUAUAACAAGCACAAGUAGCUUGCAUAAUAAAUCAAUAUCACUUCCAAGUCUAAGGAAACAGCAAGUCAAGCUAGAAAGCCAUGGUGUUGUGAAUAUCCCACACUUUAAUACUAAAUUGAACAACAUUGGUGGUGGAUUUUAUGAUCUUGAAACACAAAUUAGGACUAGUCAGCAUCUCAUGACACAAGAAUAUAGAAAUUUUUUCAAAAGUCUAUUUGAUAAUAAUCCAUAUUUAGUAGAGGAUGGUUUGACGAAAAGAGAGGUGUUUGAAUCAAGACAACAGCAGUUUGCGAACCAACGAAUGAAUUUUUGGAAACGACAGAGACAUUUCAACGUGACUAGAGGAACCAUUCCAAGACCGAAAACUACACCCUACGAAGAUUUAUUAAAUCAUGUUUCAGUUCUCAAUAAGGGCAAUACUGGGGACAUUCUACCGUAUACCACUAGUAGAUACGGCGAAGUGGAUACUUACUCCACUUUGAAGCGAAGUAAAGAAGACAUUCUGAUGUUGUUUGGGCCUAACGCAGGAGAAGAUGAUAGCAAAGCGAUCAAGGACUCCAAUGAAUGA